CUCACACCAUGGCGAAGGACUCCUCAUCUGGCCUGAUUCUCUACAUGAUGGGUGUGCUGGUGGCUGUGUUCUCCAUGUCCAUGUCCACCUCAGUGGUGGUGCGUGAGGGUCAGUCGGUCCAGUUGAACUGCUCACACAGUUCUGUAGAAGAGACAGGAUUCACAACGAUCACUUGGCUGAGACAAACCAACCAGUCAGCUCCAGUCUCCAUCCUUAGUAUUCACUGUCGGACUGUUACUGUCAACCGUCAGAGAAAUGAGACAUACCGUCUUCAGCACCUCAAUGGAUUUAAUAGCAAACACAUGAACGGAACUAUGAACAACACGACCUCUACGUUAGAGAUUAGAGAUGUGAAUGUGUCUGACUCUGGGCUUUACUACUGUCGCACACAGCCAAAGGAACACAUGAUCUAUCACAAUGCAACCUACUUAACCAUCACAGCUUCUGUAGAUGAGGUUGAGCCCGAGCCCUCAGAGACAGUAGAGGAUGGGCAGUUCUGCAGUGGGGUGUGUGUAGCUGUGGUUCUGGUUCUUGGGGUUCUCAGUGCUGUUCUCAAUCUGGUGCUUUUCAUCGUCAUCCUGACCAAACGCAGAGCUGCACUCAGACAGAACACAGACCCUGGUAAUCUAACAGCGUCUCCACCUGAGCAGGUUCAGGAUUCAAAGUCUCUGACCUAUUCAGCUCUGAGUUUCAAUGCCAAGAAGAAGAAGAGAAGGAGCAACUUCCAGACCGACAACCCACCCGUCAUAUAUGCUGCCACUAGAUAAACGGCCCAUGUACACAAAUGGCCACAAAUUAACAGCAGUGUAACAUCAACAGAACAAAGAUUCCACAAACUCACAUGCACACCUGUUUGUGUAAAACACACAUUUGUAGAUUGUUGCUUGAAUGUUAAAUAAAU
Messenger RNA from Clupea harengus (Atlantic herring), 901 nucleotides. RefSeq lists its product as uncharacterized. The coding region runs from base 9 to 767 and encodes 252 amino acids. The record is from RefSeq and is a predicted model, not a curated record. The transcript has 6 exons. Lineage: Eukaryota; Metazoa; Chordata; Actinopteri; Clupeiformes; Clupeidae.